This is a messenger RNA of Lecanosticta acicola, 1913 nucleotides long. The record is from the annotation of a GenBank genome assembly. NCBI's taxonomy places the organism in Eukaryota, Fungi, Ascomycota, Dothideomycetes, Mycosphaerellales, Mycosphaerellaceae.
AUGCCAUCCCUCCCGCCUCCUCUCGAACUUGUGUUUGUGACAAUCUGCGCCUUCAUCAUCUCUUCCGUCUACAAUUGGUCGCACAGAUCUCCGAGUCCGAGUCCGGUCGCCAGAUCCAACAAACCGCUUGAUUGCCUUGCCUCCAUUGCGGGUGUCAAUGUAACGCUACUCCCACAGGGCGUUGUCCCCGGUCUGAUGGCCAUGAUGCUGCCGCUGAAGCAGCAGCCCGAUGAAUAUCGCGCGAGACAGUCAGUCAAUUUCCUUAUUGUCGAAGGCGGCGGCAGCGGCUCCUCCAAAGGUACAGAUGUUGAUGGCACAAUAGAUGGAUGCAAGGAACAAUGCCCUUUCAGCAAGACACCAGCGACAACACGGAGAAUCUCUGGAAAAUGUCUCGCGCUGACUGGAGCUUGCGUGAGACGUAUCGGACACUCCUCUCGAGUCUCUCAACGGACUACACGCACGUCUCUACGACUCGCAACCCUCUCCCUCCGCUGUACGCGUGGCAUCUUAUGCGAGAAACGGCCAAUUCGACCUCCGCAAUCACCGCCCUCGCCCAUGCCGCCCUGCAUAACGAACACUCUUCUUCCUUGCCUCACGAAUUCCUCUACGCCUUCCUCUGCCGCUUCGCCGACACGAACGUCACCUCCUUGCCAUGGGCUUCCCCGCAUCAAUGGGUCGCAGAAAUGAGGAGGGAUUGCGAGAUGAAUCGGAUACGUCAGAAGCCAAUGGAGGCCUUGAGACUCUUCAUGCGGGCAGCGCACGAGCUUCGUCAGGCCUGCCCAAGAGAAGCCGGGGAGAGUGUAUGGAAACAGGCUGCACAUGGAGAGUCUCUCGAAUCCGUCACGAUCGCGCAAGAGCUGAAACCCCAGAUCCUCCAGCGAGUCGACGAGAUCUCCCACACCGAGGGUAUGCGCGCUUCUCGCAUGGUGCACUACCAUUGCGACCCGUCUCAUUUCUCGCCCAUCACCUGCCCACCGGCGCCAUACGAACCGGGCUUCAGCCAGCCAGUCUUCGAGACACACGAAGGAGUUCGAUCUUCCCACCACGCCAUGUGUCGCGUGAGCAGCCCUGCGAGAGUCUUCGGAAACCCCGUCCCCGGAGACAAGGAGGAGAAGAUGCUGAAUGGUCUGGUGGAGAUGUGGACAACCGUGGUCUGGGCUGAGUGGUUGGGUAUUGUCUACGAGCAGAUUGCGAAGACAGUGACAACGGAGUGCGAGAACGUGAUGAAGGUGCUGGAUGACGAGUUCGAGAAGCUGUUUGACAUGAUCAUGUCCGACGAAACGGUCGCGGACAAAGAAAUGGCGGAGGAGAUCUUGAAGAGGACUGUAAGAGUCUUUGGGCGGAAGAUUGCUGGCGCUGAGACGGCGGAUCGAGACGAAGACGCCAUACUCGGACUCUUCGCUAAGGACGUUACCACAUCUACAAGACAGGGCGGGGACGACGAAAGCGAGGGAGAGGACGAGGACGAGGACGACUGGGUCGCCACCAAUUCAUGGAACUGGCUCUCCACUCCCAAGAAUAAAGGAGCGCCUCGCAACGCCAGGACCUGGGAUCGUCUCUGGCGCAGAAUCGCCUGGGGAAAAGAAUGGCUCCGUCUGCGAAUCACACCUCUCUGGCCAUACCAUCACGAUUUGAAUCACUACGGUGACGCUCCUACCUGGAACGGCGUCGACGCACUCGACGCCAUCGACGCCUGUCUCCUCUACCCUUUCCCCUACACGAACCUCACGAGCGAGAGCCCGGAGGUAGCGGCGUACACGAUCGCGAGAGGAAGUGUCUGGAUCUUUUGGUUAAAAGGUACGAGGCCGAACUGGAUGGUUACGGGCAACAAUGCGACAGGUAACGAGACGGACGGGCCGGGGAUUAAAUUGGACGACGUUUUGGUCGUAAGGCCUUUGAAACGGGAGGUUUGA